ACAGAAUUUUCUCUUUGUAUCCAGCAAUAAUGGACGAACCAGCCAUCGAAGCUCGCCAACCCAAACGAAAACAACUAAGCCGAGACCAGCGUCUACAGAUCCAUACAUUACGGCAAGCAAGGUUCACUUAUAAGCAGAUUGCUACGCAGCUUAACGUCACUUACCGAUCAGUUCAAUACGCGCUUUCUGUGCCAGUCACCCCACAGAAAAGAUCAGGUAGACCGCCAGCGCUAUCACCUAAGCAGAUAACAGAGCUUAUUACCUUUAUCAGGUCGUCCAAAGAAACCCGCUAG
Bipolaris maydis ATCC 48331 is the source of this 293-nucleotide messenger RNA. RefSeq lists its product as uncharacterized. NCBI's taxonomy places the organism in Eukaryota, Fungi, Ascomycota, Dothideomycetes, Pleosporales, Pleosporaceae. The record is from RefSeq and is a predicted model, not a curated record.